Molecule: messenger RNA, 2600 nt
Organism: Phyllostomus discolor (pale spear-nosed bat)
Lineage: Eukaryota; Metazoa; Chordata; Mammalia; Chiroptera; Phyllostomidae
Gene: ADRA2C
Product: adrenoceptor alpha 2C
Exons: 1
Coding region: 669-2063 (464 amino acids)
Biological process (GO): platelet activation; adenylate cyclase-activating adrenergic receptor signaling pathway; regulation of vasoconstriction
Cellular component (GO): membrane
Molecular function (GO): alpha2-adrenergic receptor activity
Source: RefSeq, a predicted model, not a curated record
CGGCGGCGGCGUAGCUUGGGCGAGCGAGGCGGCGCCCGCACCGUGGAGCAGGGACCGCGGGGGGCGCCCGCGCUGAGAGCAGCAGGAGGAGGGGCUGGAGAAGGACGCGCAGCGGUGCCCUGCCCGGGAAAGUAAAGUUGGAGCCGGAGGCUGCGCGUGGGGGUCCGGAGGAGCAGCGGCCCGCACUCCGGGGUGCCGGGCCGUAGCCGGCCGAAUGGGAGGCAGAACUCCCGGGCUGCCGCCUGCAGCCUGCGCCUCGGCCGGGUGCCGGGGCCGCGGAGCCGCUGGGGGCCGCCCGCUCGGGCGCCGCGUCGCUGUGGUUUCGCGGCUGGGGCGCUCCUGGUGAGCGGGGGCCGAGGGCGGGGCCACGCGAGGACCCUGGGACCUGCCCCCUCCCCCCCGCCGCCGCGUCGCCGUUUGCUCCGGGCGCCUCCUGCUCUGCACUAACGCGCGCGGCAGCUGCGGGGAGCCGGGUAGCCACGCUCUCCGGCGCGCCGCUCGCCGGCCGAGCCACCACGGCCGAGGGCCGGCUGCGGGGAGCUUCGGACCCCGGCGGGCGCGCCGGAGGAGCAGGUGGCGAUGCGGACGCCGACACAAGCUGGGGGGCUGCGGAGCUGCCGCAGCUGCGUCCUGGCUCCAGGCGGGCACGCGUAGCUCGCCGGAGGACCAUGGCGUCCCCGGCGCUGGCGGCGGCUCUGGCGGCGGCGGCGGCAGUGGUGGGCCCCAACGCAAGCAGCGCCGGCGAGGGGGGCGGCAGCGGAGCUGCCAACGCCUCGGGGGUCGCCUGGGGACCGCCCCCGAGCCAGUACUCGGCAGGUGCCGUGGCGGGGCUGGCAGCCGUGGUGGCCUUCCUCAUCGUUUUCACCGUAGUGGGCAACGUGCUGGUGGUGAUCGCCGUGCUGACCAGCCGAGCUCUGCGUGCACCGCAGAACCUCUUCCUGGUGUCGCUGGCGUCGGCUGACAUCCUGGUGGCCACACUGGUCAUGCCCUUCUCACUGGCCAACGAGCUCAUGGCCUACUGGUACUUCGGGCAGGUGUGGUGCGGUGUGUACCUGGCGCUCGACGUGCUCUUCUGCACCUCCUCCAUCGUGCACCUGUGCGCCAUUAGCCUGGACCGCUACUGGUCCGUGACGCAGGCAGUCGAGUACAACCUGAAGCGCACGCCGCGCCGCGUCAAGGCCACGAUCGUGGCGGUGUGGCUCAUCUCGGCCGUCAUCUCCUUCCCACCACUGGUCUCACUCUACCGCAAGCCCGACGGCGCCGCCUACCCGCAGUGCGGCCUCAACGAUGAGACCUGGUACAUCCUUUCCUCCUGCAUCGGCUCCUUCUUCGCUCCCUGCCUCAUCAUGGGCCUGGUCUACGUGCGCAUCUACCGCGUUGCUAAGCUGCGCACACGCACGCUCAGCGAGAAGCACACGACCAAGGGCCCAGACGGCGCGUCCCCGACCGCAGAGAACGGGCUGGGGGCGCCGACGGGCGCUGGCGAGAACGGGCACUGCGCGCCCCCGCGCCGCCCGCGCGCCGACGUGGACCCGGAAGACAGCAGCGCGGCGGCGGAGAGGCGGCGGCGUCGGGGUGCGCUGCGGAGGGGCGGGCGGCAGCGUGCGGGAGGAGAGGGGGCCGCGGGUGGCGCGGAUGCGCUGGCUCCUGGGCCUGCGGAGCCGGGCGCGCUCGCCGCCUCGAGGUCCCCGGGCCCCAGCGCGCGCCUGUCUCGCGCCAGCUCGCGGUCCGUCGAGUUCUUCCUGUCGCGCCGGCGCCGAGCGCGGAGCAGUGUGUGCCGCCGCAAGGUGGCCCAGGCGCGCGAGAAGCGCUUCACCUUCGUGCUGGCCGUGGUCAUGGGCGUGUUCGUGCUCUGCUGGUUCCCCUUUUUCUUCAGCUACAGCCUGUACGGCAUCUGCCGGGAGGCCUGCCAGGUGCCCGACCCGCUCUUCAAGUUCUUCUUCUGGAUCGGCUACUGCAACAGCUCGCUCAACCCGGUCAUCUACACGGUCUUCAACCAGGACUUCCGGCGCUCCUUCAAGCACAUCCUCUUCCGACGGAGGAGAAGGGGCUUCAGGCAGUGACUGGCGGCGCCCCUCCCCCCGCCGCUCCGCGCGGCCGACCUGGGCCGCUCCGGGAGGAGGGAGCGGGCAGGCGUGGCUCCCAGGGAAACCUGGGUUAGAUUUCCUGGAGACCCAGGGAUGGGUCGGCCUCUAGGGCGCGGGGCAGGAGCGAGGGUCCGAGAUCCGAGGGCCCCCGGGAGAGGGGAGGAGAAAGGGAGACGCCUCUGCCUUCCCAUCUCAGCGAGGGGCCGCUGCUGGGGCUCCAGGCCUGGACUACCACCGGGCGCCCUGCCGGGUGUGGCUGUUGGGUUAGGUCUUAGACCGCAGCGGCAUUUGCGACCUUCCAAACGGGAGAGGAGGCCCCUUGGCGCACGCUGCCCCCCCAGAUCCACCUCCGCGAGUAAGGGCUGACCUCCCCAGGACCUGGAGGGGGUGGCGGUCUCGGGGCAGGAAGGAGGACGCUGCCGGGCUUUGGUUCCUGAAAGUAUUUACAUGUUUGCCAAAAAUGACAGCCCAAACUACCAAACUAUUUUCUAAAUAAACCUUUGUAAUCUACGU